UAAAAAGAGGAAUCUUGAAAGCGUUCAUUAAAUAUUUGAAAUCCAUUACAUUUAACGGAAACUGCUACUUUCACUUCUUUCGGAUUGGCUUUCAUGACAUCAAAUUACGUGCCAUUGCAGAGUGAUUUCUAAGGAAGACUUCCUUUUGUCAUUUUUAGAAACAGUUUUGUGAUAUCUGUAUGUUGAUGUGUAUGGAACACAUUACCCAUGAAGUUUUCUCUGUGCAUUUGAUGAAGUCCUAAAGAUAUGACUGUCUGGCACAUCAACAUUAUUUUCUUUCUUACACUUGUUGAUCUAGGUGCCCUGUUGGGAGUUAUAAAAGAAGAACAAAUAGGAGUUGGUUUUUGUCACAACGAUACUAAAAGGAUACAAGUUAACAUAGAUUGUAAUUUCACAUGUAUCAGGGUGACUGUGAAUGGUAACUCGAAUGAAAUUGAAAACUGUCAUAAUUAUCAUAAUGGAAAUGUUAGUUGUGUAGAGUCGGGAAUGUAUAAUGAAACCUGUGGAUUUGUUGAAUAUUCUUUCACAUUUAACCAUACAAGACACGCUGGAGAGAUAAUGUGGAUAAAUUAUACAUGUAUCAACAGAUCAGAUCAGAGCAAAAACAUCACACUAUAUCCUUGUCUUUCAAGUUUUAGAGCAAAUGCCACGCACAAUACCACACAUGCAUUCAUUGUGUGCAAAAACAUUUUCUUCAACAUGUCCAAGGAGAUAAGUAUUUUAAAUGCAGCAAGUUUGGACCCGAUCGAAACAUGCAGGUGGAACUUGAAUACAUCAUCAACUCAAUGCCAUGUUCAAAAUCACGCAAAUACCGUCACCAGUCUAAGCGUCACUAGCAAACAAAUCGAGGAGCUUCCGGGAGCUUCGCCCCCUGGACCCCCAACAGGGCUUCGCCCUGGAGCCACUGGGGGCCUCAAGGCGGCCCCCAAACCCCCUGCCCACUUCUUGCGCCCCCCCUCCAACUUCAAAUCCUGGAUCCGCGCCUGCUAG
Messenger RNA from Saccostrea echinata, 990 nucleotides. RefSeq lists its product as uncharacterized. Bases 247 to 990 code for a protein of 247 amino acids. Lineage: Eukaryota; Metazoa; Mollusca; Bivalvia; Ostreida; Ostreidae. The transcript has 5 exons. The record is from RefSeq and is a predicted model, not a curated record.